AUAUUUUGUGAUCGAAACUCUUUUCGCAAACUUUGUUACGUCGUCUAUAGAUUAUCAGCUGACGGAUGUAAACAAGACAACGCUGCGUUGGCUUUCCGAGUUUUUCCGAUGUUAUGAAGCCAAAAUGAACGUAGCAUUCCACAGUCGGGAAUUGUUACACCUCUCUAUUGCACCUGGAGUAAAGUCAUGGAGUGUUUUCGUUGGUGUAAUGUCCAUUGGUGUUGGUGCAUCAUACUACAGCCCAGAUGACCACAUUUUUAUGAAGGUUGCUUAUCUCACUGGCUGCCUUAUUUUAGGACUAACAUUCCUCGAUGACUGGGAGGACUGUGUGUUUGACUUGAGGAAAAGCCAGAUAAUUAUGACUAGACGAAACUGGUUUGAGUGGCUAACUAGCCGUUGUGCAGAUCGUAACACUUUAGUAUUAGAUACUAGUUCAGUUUUGGCUGUAAGAGUACUCAGCGGUAAAGGAGGUAUGUAUAAAGAUGGUUACCAGGUUGGUCUUAUUCUUCGGGCUGGUGGUACCAUACCAGUGUCAGAGACGAGUGUUGGCAUCAAGAGUGAUCAGGAUGUAUUAGCAAGGAACAUUCAACAUUUUUUGAAUUUAGAAAGAGUAGAACCUGUUCGUAAUUCUUGGGCGGAUUGGUCGGAAAGUGAUGACGACGAUCCAAUCAACAAUUGGCAGCCACCUCUUGAGGUUGAAAGUCUAAAAGGAAGUGGAAAUAUAAAUUUUGAAGAUAUAAAGCUUGGUAAUGAUAGGCCAAAUGAAUGGCGAGAUAAUGAGGGAAACGAAUCUGUGAGUUCAAGUGACGAAGAAAUCUAUGAUGAUCCAUAACUAUAUGCAGGGAGGGCUUGGCCAUAUCCAGACCAAGCUUUCAACUUGUUUGAGCAGCAAUUCAGCCUAGAACUGGAGUCAAGAUGCUUCCUUAGGAUUUGAUGGAGUACAAUGUUUUCAGCUCCUUAACGGAUUACUACUUUUAAACAAUUCAGACUGGAACUAUUUUUACUUUCCUUGAGACAAUAGGCUAUUGGUUAAGAAACAUAACAAAAUGAUGAAAACCUUCGUGGAUUAUUCCAAGAUUAUUUGUCACUAUUGAAAAGUUAAAUAAAUAUAGUUGGUCCUUGGCUUAAGGAGGUCAAUUGUACAACUCCCAGCACAUCUCGGAAUCCAUUUCAUUUUAAUUUCCCUUGGGUUUAAGGAAUACUUUUUUAACAAUGACGGUCAUUUUUUUAAGAUUAACAGAUCAUUUUUGUUUUAAUGAGUUGAAAGAGAAACUGAAUAAAUACAGUACUAGAUAUUAAUUUAUAGAGAAAAUGUAAAUUGUCUCUCACUUCAAUACAGGUAGUCCCUGGCUAUCGGCGGGGGUUUCCAUUCUUGGCUGGAUGCUUAGAAGCGAAAACUUCCCUUAACCAAUUUAUGGCGCUGAUAUUAAGUUAUUGGUACUGAUAACCUGUUAAUGGCACCUCUGUUAGGUAUGCUAUGGCAUCAUAACUCUAUUAUCAGCAUCUUAUGUCGCCAAUCAUUGAAACUCGGCCCAUUAUGGCCCCAUAAAUCGCUGAUUUUAUGGCGCUAGACAAGCAACAUGAAACCAGAUCGCCAUUAACUGAGUCUGUCGAUAACCGAGGACUGCCUUUGUGUAAGAUCAUGACAACAGUGAUUGGUGAUAGUGUUGUGUGCAGUGCAGUCUUGGUUAGGUGGUGAGAUUUGUGGCAAUCCGUGGAAAGAAGGGGUGGAAUGUUUGAAGGCAUGUUGUUCUCUCAGGAGUGAUAUAAAGGCUUUAUUUCAUAAAAGGAUCAAUAAAACAGUUUGAGUGAAGACCUAGAUGUAAUAAACAUUAAGAUUGAAGAGUGGACGAGACUCAUUUCACCUGUACCUCGUAAAGGGAAGAGUUGGAGUCACAAAGGAAAGAGUUGGAGUAAAAUUGUAUCCUCCAGCACUUCUGAAAAAUGUUCAAGUAUCCAAACAUGGCUGUGCCUCUUAUAAAUGUAAUGCAUCAUCACCAUCUAUAGUGAAUUUCAUGAGCAUUUUUAGUUUCAUUAAGUGUCUCUCUGUGUUCUUCUAGGUGUACUUCAGUGUCAUCAUUAAACCUUUCCCAUCAACAACUUCCCUUGCAACAUGCAAAAUCUUAUUUGCUUCCACAUCAUUACUUUGGAAGCCUUUGGAGUUAAUGACUGGCUCUAUGAUAACUUACAGCAUGCAGUAUCCAGAGCUAUUGUUUCUGUUGUAAUGUAUUUCCAGCCUCUGAAAUUGUGAAGCUCAUCCAUGGCUCUAUGAUUUUGUAGUCAGGGUUGGCAUCAAGGACAACAGGUUUAAUUCACCUUAAUGUACUUUAUUACAACUUGAGCACAUGGCUGCCAAGGUAAUAUUGCGUUAGGAUCCAGGAAUGUUGCUCACAUUCUCAAUUAUAAAGGAGAGAGAGAGAGAUUAACAGUUUUUGAGAGUGGAUCUUCAUGAGAGAGAGAGAGAGGGGGGGGGUGGCAGGUGGGGUUCAGACAUAGCUAGGAGCCGUGUCAAUUGUGAGGAGAACUUUGAAGGUUAUCCUCGUCUCUGCGGUUAUUUCCUUGUGUGAGGAGUGGGGCACUUGUGGAAGUGUUUCAAGAACACAGUGACCAUCAACAUAGGCUUCUUGUGUUGCCUGAACAUGAUAAGCAACUUUUUUUUUUCUCUUUUUAUUUUAAGAGGUCAUUGAUUGUUUGAUUGACAGAUGAGGCCUUGGUUUAUCAUGUGAUGUGCUGUAUUGCCACCUAAAGAAGAAAAUAGGGUAAUUUCUUCAGGCCUGUUAAUAUAUGGGUCUGGUUGGCACUCUUAACAGAUGUAACUACAGCUGGGCAUUAUCUUUUAGAAAAACCAUGUUUCAUCACAGUGGAAGAUUUGCACUAGAAAGUAAUCUUUCCUUGUAAUGAUCUUUUCAAGAUCUUUGAGGAAUUUUCAUGCUGAUAUAAGCAGUGGUGAUUCUCCAGUAUUUGAGGUUCUUGAUGUUACAUUCUUGGUCAUCUGAGGUCCACUUGCAAAAGGUCAUAUUCCACUUUUCAAAAAAUCCUAAGAGUUUUACUUGUCUAAGGAGUGGGCACUUUGUGCACCUUCAUAUUUCUGGAGGGACUUAACCACUUCACUGCUUUUAGCAGACACUUGCUUUUCCCUGACACGGUGUACAGAACACAAGUGGUGAAGGGCUGAAGUAGCACACUGAAAAGUACUGGAAGCAGACUGAUGCCAGUGAAUCACAUGUUAGGCAGCAUGAGCCAUUGGUAUACCAUCAGAUCACUUUAUUCAUAUGGAUUUAGUGAUGUCCACUCUGUGUGAGUUUUGCAUUAUGGAGAUACCUGGAUAAUUGAGAUAUUUUUCAUCAGCAUAGUUCCAAAGUGUGGUAGUGAAUCCCCCUGAAGUCCAAGGCUGGCUGUAUUUUAAAGUUACAUACAGGAAAAGGCUGAAUGUGAUAAAAGUAUUCCAAAGUUUAGAUUAGAAAAUUCUUACACCAUAUGUUUUACAGUAAAUUUUUUUAAGUGUGUAUUUGCCAAUACAGUAAGUGUUGUGCAUAGAAAAGGUGAUGUCAACCAGUCACAUUUUACAGUUCCCCAAGAAAUUUGAUCAGAAUUUUAUUCCCCUCAAUGCAUAAUACAGAAAUAAUAUAAACCAAGAAAUAACUCAGAAUAAUCCGUUAAGGGGGUGUUCCAUCUAGAGAUAACUCCAUGCCAGGUUACUAAUGGUAAGUUACACAAAUGAAUAGUACAUGAAUUGGUAAAAGAUAUUGGAAGUAAUCCAAUGACCAUAAGAUUCUAAAGUAAUUUAUUUUGCAAACUAUAGGUAGAUGUAUGUGAACAGAAGUUUUCCUGUGAGUAUUACUGAAAAAUGUGUUUACUUUUGCUUUUUGAUAUAGGGAGAUACCUUUAUUGAAUAUAUAUAAAAUUUGUUUAUUUUUUUGUAAUUUGAUUGUCACAGGGAGCUACCUCAAAGAUUCUUGUGAUCUUAAUGUUUUUGGAAAUCUGGUUCUUGUAUAUUUUGAAUAGUAGCAGCAUACUUAAAGUACAUUGUAGUAUAUGAUAGUUAUAUUGCCACUGUGUUCAGGAAAAAUAUUGUUUUAGUGAUGUAUGCAGUGCGCAUUAUAUAAGACAGUUAUAUUGCCACCGUGUUCAAGAAAACAGUGAUUCAGUGCUUUUUUGUAUAUACCCAUUUCAUUACAGCUGGUAAUUUUAUAACAUUCUUAUACAACUAUAUAUUUAUUCACAUGUAUAAUCUUAUUGCUUUGGAUGAGUAAUUAACUUUCAUUAAUAGUACCUUCAUAGUGUAAAAAGCUUUGCUGUAUGUAUCACUAAAGACUCAUUAUUAUGCAUAAUGCUUCAUGUGUUCACUUACCAGACAACUCUUUCAUUUUACAUAUGCCUUUAUGCCCAAGUCAUAAGGAAGAGGUGAUAGCAGUGUUUCUAUACAUGAGUGAACAAAGAGCAGCCUUUUCUGGGUGAAAAAACCACCAGAAACUGUCAGAAUGUGAAACAUAUUGUUGAAUCUUUCAAUAAAUGUCUAGAGUUGAAAUUUAUGUACAAUACAGUUUGUUGAUUAAGAACCAAUCCUUUUAACCAGCCUAGUAAGAUGUUUAACAAUAGAAUUAAUUGCCUCGUCAUUCACAACUUGUUCAAUAUUGGAAAGAAUUAGCAAGUGUUAUACUUUUGUGUUAUUUUCACACAUGAUGUUUCAUCAUAUUUUUCUGCUGUUUUUUCAAAGAAAAAUAUUACAGUACUGUUGUUCAGUUUGUUAUUAACAAGCAGAGAUGUUUGUAUUUGCUGUGGUUUUAUCAGUAUCUAUCUGGUACAUAUAAUCUGUGUAUAUGUAUUUUGCUUAACAUGAGGUUUUUUUCAGUCUUGGGGUGCUUUCGGCAGGUUUGUUCUCCAGCUGCAGCAAAGGCAGAAUUUUGCAUUAUAAUCUGAAUUUUAACAUUGCUAUCAUUUCAGAACUCAUUGAUAGAGAUGUAGAAUACCACACGUUUAGUUGGUAGCAAUCAUUUAUGGCAGUGUAUCUGGGUCUAUGUUAACAUUUUCAAAUUUGGCUCCUUUGAUGAUGGUGUACCUUUUCACGCGUACCAGUACUGUCAUGGUUGUGUAGAUUAUUUAUUAUUACUGAGUUAUUCACUAGAUAGAUUUUUCCAUUUGAUUCAGUUUUCAUAUAUUCCUAUUCGGUAGAUCCUAGUGAGCUCUAAAAGCAGUGUAUAAUUAUACUUUGAAUUCCC
This is a messenger RNA of Macrobrachium nipponense, 5219 nucleotides long. RefSeq names its product cytochrome b-245 chaperone 1-like. NCBI's taxonomy places the organism in Eukaryota, Metazoa, Arthropoda, Malacostraca, Decapoda, Palaemonidae. The record is from RefSeq and is a predicted model, not a curated record. The transcript is spliced from 9 exons. Bases 125 to 832 code for a protein of 235 amino acids.